AUGUCUAGAAGCGGUUCCCCGGCAAAAUCUCGAUCGCGAAGUGGUUCCCGUGCUAAGUCUAAAUCAAGAUCGCGAAGCAGAUCAGGGAGCGGGUCGCCAAGAAAGUCGCGAUCCAGAAGUGGUUCCGCCGUAAAAUCCCCGUCUACCUCUAGAAAGUCUAAGUCGCGAAGUCGAUCUCGGAGCAAAUCGCGAGAGAAGUCAAAAUCAAAAUCAAGGAGUCGAUCGCCAGAUGACGUUCGUGCUAGAAGCAAAUCUCCUGAAAAUGUGGACGAGGACGACGAAGAAGUAGUCCGCGGACGCAAAAGAAAAGUUUCCGUUCGUUCCGGCUCUGGUUCGAGAUCUCGUUCAAAAUCUCGCACCAAACGCCUGAAAUCCCAUUCCGGAUCUCGCUCACGUUCGCGUUCGAAGUCAGGGUCCCGUUCGCCUUCAAGAUCGCGCAAACGUUCUCGUUCGAGGUCCAGAUCCGUGUCGAAGUCGCGCUCGCGCUCCAAGUCCGUGGCAAAGUCCCGGUCGCGCUCCAAAUCACGUUCGAAGUCCCGUUCGCGGUCCCGUUCCGGCUCAGCUAAGUCUGGCUCCAGAUCACGUUCCCGCUCGGGGUCUGGUUCCCCAUCACGCAGAGUCGAAAAGAAACGUCGGACAGUUCGGCUGCAAUCAGAUGAGGAGGGUGAGGGAGAGGAAAAUCAGGCGCGUGAUGGAGAAGACGAGACGAAAGUAGCCGACGCAGAGGCGAAACAGGCAGAACAAACUGCACAGGAUUCCUCCGAUGAUGAAAUCGCUCCGGAUUCUAAGACCGCGGAUGCCUUGGGUGGCAUGUCAGACUUUGAGAUUAUGUUGGCGCGUAAGCGAGAAGAAAGACGCGGGCGACGACGACGAAGGGAUAUCGACAUAAUCAACGAUAACGACGAUCUCAUCGCUCAGCUGCUGCAGCAAAUGCGCCAGGCGGCAGAGCAGGACCGCGAACUGAAUCGUCGCAACCAGCCCGCAGUACGCAAGGUGUCGAUGCUGAAGUCGGCCAUGUCGCAGCUGAUUAAAAAAGACCUUCAGCUUGCGUUUCUGGAACACAACGUUUUGAAUGUGCUUUGCGAUUGGUUGGCGCCCAUGCCCAACCGGGCACUUCCCUGUUUGCUUAUCCGCGAGAGUAUCCUCAAGUUGCUGAUGGACUUUCCCUCAAUCGAUAAAUCGCUCCUAAAGCAAUCUGGUAUCGGUAAGGCGGUCAUGUACCUGUACAAGCACCCAAAGGAAACGAAGGCGAACAGGGAACGGGCUGGACGACUCAUUUCUGAAUGGGCCAGACCCAUAUUCAAUCUAUCAACUGACUUCAAAGCGAUGAGCCGUGAGGAGCGACAGGCGCGUGACGAGGCGAUGGCUGGCGUGCGGCGGCGGGAGGACGGUCCUGGUGGGGGUGCCGGUGGUGGGGGCGGGGGAGGGGGAGGCGCUAGGGCGGGGCCGUCGCGCCGUGCCGCGCAGCCCGCUGCGCACCCCGCGCACGCGCCCGCUGGCGACGCGGACCGUGCGGCGCGGCCGGGCGAGCCGGGUUGGGUAUCGCGCGCACGCGUGCCGCUGCCCUCCAACAAGGACUAUGUCGUGCGCCCCAAGUCCACCUGCGACACCGACAUGUCGCGCGUAAGCAAAAAGAAGAUGACGCGUUAUGAAAAGCAAAUGAAGAAAUUUAUGGACCAGAAACGGAUGAAGAGCGGAUCGAGACGCGCUGUUGAAAUUUCAAUAGAAGGCCGCAAGAUGGCGCUGUGA
Molecule: messenger RNA, 1749 nt
Organism: Parnassius apollo (apollo)
Lineage: Eukaryota; Metazoa; Arthropoda; Insecta; Lepidoptera; Papilionidae
Source: the annotation of a GenBank genome assembly